UACAGUAAUGGCGUAUAGCAAUAGUUUUGCUACAAUUCAUAGUGACACAAUAUACCAUAACGCUGGUUGACUUUCUUAAGUUUUGCAAGGGCGACAUCUGCCCACGUUUAGGAGCACUUGCAAUAUUGAUUAUAAUACUUUAUAACUACAUAGGGUCAGUAGCUUUUAUUCAACUGGCGAUUAGGACCUUUAGCUCUCACAAACUUCUAUGUAGGGGCAUGCCGUGGCCUGGUGCUAUUAUUGAAUUCCUCUGACUGCUAUACGCGAAGGCUCGAGUUGGAUAGGGUAAAAGCUACCGCUACUUGCAACCGUUUGAGCAAGACUGGGCUGCAGCAGCUCCCAACCUACGUUGGAGCACACAUUAUUUAACUUUGGAACCUACUUACCACGCAAGCGGUUGCUCGGGAGCUGUCGCAGGCUGGAGUGGCAUGUCAGCUGACAUCUUGCAGCAACUCGCUGCGGCCACUGGGAUGCAAGACGGCCCUGGCAAGAAGAGCACCGGCGUCAAGGAUGAACCGGCCCGCGUGCUACUUGUCACGACAGUGGACGUCGGCGGCGGGGCCAGCGAGCGCAUAGAGGUGCGCGCGGGCGAGAACCCCGAGGACGUUGCUCGCGCCUUCUGCCAGCAGCACCACCUGCCGGACGCCAUCAUCGCCCCGCUGGCGGCGCACUUGGACGAGAACCUGCGCAAGGCGGCACUCAGCCGCAUGCAGCAGGCAACCGCACAGCCUCAGGAUGCACGCACACCGCAGUCAGGUCCGGACGCCACCGACCCUGCCGCCUCAGGAAUGCUCGCACCACCCCAACAUUCCAAAUCGCCCCAACGACCCGGUCAAGUCGCAACAGCUCCUCCCUGUUCCGGCGGCGCCGCGCCUCCCAAACAACCGCAGUACAGCUUCGGCACGGGCAUGGACGACCGGCUGUACGAGCAGCUAUCGUCCAAGCUGCUGGACGAGUCGCAGGCGCCCUCGGCUCGCCGCGGUAACUGGGUGAGCGCCUCGGAGGUGCUCAGCGGUGCAGCAGGUCCGGGUGGCGGCGGCGGCAGCAAUGGCGGGGCGGGCAGCGGCAUGAACAGCAAGCGCAGCUCGGGGGGCGUCAGCAACUUUGGCGGGCAGCAAGGGGGAUACGGCCGGCUUACUACCUCGGCGGCGCCCAGCCCAAGGUACGGCGACGCCAGGAACAGGGACAGCGUGCACAUGCGGCUGUACGCCACCGCGCAGGAGCGCGCGGCGCGGCAGGAGGAGCGGCGGCGCAUGGCGAACGCGGAGCAGGUGGCGGCCAUCGCAGCCAGCAGGUCGUCCAUGUCGUGGAUCAGCGCGGAGAUGAUGCGGGGCCGUGGAGCGGGCGGCGCAUUUGACAACUAUGGCGAGAUGCUGUACGCGGAGGGGGUCGAGUCGCUCAUGAACCGGCUCAAGAGGGCCCAGCUGGAGCGCAAGCAGCGCGAGGAUCAGGAGCUGGAGGGCGUCACCUUUGCGCCCGCCAUCACCAAGAAGGCUUGGGAGCUGAAGCAGCGCGAGCGCACCAGCUGCAGCGGCUCCAUGGACGGCAUGUCGGCGGAGGACUACGAGAAGUGGCAGCGACUGCACCUGCGCGGCAUGAGCAAGUGCACACAGGAGCGACUAGAGCAGCUGCGGCAACAGCGCGAGGCUGCGGAGGUGGCCGAGUGCACCUUCCGGCCGCGUAUCAAUAAGAACAGCGAGUCGCUCAUGACGGAGCGGGCAGAGACGCUUAAGUCCCAGAAGAUGAGCUAUCACGAGCAGCUCUUUGCUGACGCGCAGCGCCGCCAAAACAAGAUGGAGGACCUUCAGCGCUGGUACCCGGAUGGAGUCACAUUCCAGCCGCAGAUCAACAAGGACCCUCGCUCCCAGGAGUACGUACGACGCAGCUGGGAUCGCAUGUCCAAGCAGGUGCAGCGGCAUCAAGGGCAGGGCGGGCAGCAGCAGGGGCAGGGGCUCUCCUGCGGGGGCUCCGUAAUGGCCUCCACCGCCUCCACCGGCAGCCCUCACGAGCAGCAGCAAGGCCGGCAGCAGCAACUGGUUGCGGCGGGAGGCGGGCCGGCGGGGAACGGGGCCGGGGCGCAGCAGCCGCAGAUCUCUGUGGUGGACCGGCUGUAUGCGGAGUGGGAGCGAAAGCAGGCCAAGCUUGAGGCGGCUCGGCAGGUGCUGCACGGCCCCAUAGACCCCGUCACCAACAAGCCGCUCUUCCAGCCGGAGAUAUGCAGGGGCCCGCGCGGCAGUGUGGCGCACGCUCGCAGCAGCCGCGGCGGCCGCCACAUCGGGGAGCACCUCUACCGCGCCGCGCAGGACCUGGCAGCCAAGCGCGCGGCAGCGGAGGAGGCGGAGCGCCGAGCUGCGGAGGAGGACGCGAGCCGCAGCCGCACCACGGCGGUGAGCCAGCGCAUGUUCACGGAGCUUAAGCUGAAGCGCUUCCGACAGAUCUUCGAGUACCUGGACGAGGCGGGCAGCGGCUUCCUGGACCUGCUGGCGGCGCUGGGUCGGGCGCCCCCCUGCGAGGACCCCUCCCAGCCGCCCUGCCGCCACCCGCGAGUGGACAACCUUGACGGGGAGGUGCUGCUGGAUGUGGAGGCGGCGGCGGACCUCUGGGCGCGGGCUAAUGGGCUGCUGCUAAGUCCCGAGGAUCAGCGCCAGGCGUCCGGGCUCACCGGCGAGGGCUCCACCGCGGAGGCUGACUCGCCGCGCACCUACAGCGCUUCCACCUCCGGCCUCGGCCUCAGCCCCCGGCCCCGCUCGCAGCAGCCCGGCACCAGCGCCCCCGGCUAUUCCUAUGUCCUGUCCGAGCCCUGCCCGCCGCUUAACCUGGGCAUGUUCACCAGCUGCAUGGAGGAGGCGCUGCGGCAGCGGCGCGGCCCGCGAGCCUACCUGGUGCCCUCGCCGGCACCCAAGCAGGCCCCCGCGCACAGCUUCCGCCCCGCCAUCAACCCCCGCUCCCGCGCGCUAGCCGCCAAGAGCCGCCCCGACAACGCUUCCACCUUUGAGCUGCUGCACCGCGUGGCAGCCAAGACGGCGGAGCGGCUGGAGGCGCUGCGACGGCAGAAGGAGGAGGCGGGCAUGGAGGGCUGCACCUUCCAGCCGCAGCUUAACCCCAACCGCAACAUCAUUGCGGGGCGCAGUACGGUGGGACGCAGCGGCGGCAUGGGCAGUCGCCACGGCUCGCUGAACACCUCGAGCUUUGCUGUGGCGGCAGCGGGGAUUGCAGCAGCUGGCGUGGGCGGUGCUGCAGGGGCUGCAGCGGCGGCGGCGGCUCAGGCUGCGGCGGAUGCGAAGCGUCGGGAGCUGCAGCAGCACCUUGCUGAGCUGCAGCUGGCGACCAACACGGCUGUGAGCAAGCAGGCGGAGCUGCUGCAGCACCGCGCAGAGAGCGGCGGGGGUGCGGAGGACAAGGAGGUCGACGGGGGUGAUGAGGCGCUGGAUGCUGAGCUGCACCAGUUCUCACUGCUGGAGCAGGAGCUGCGGGACAUGCAGGCGCUGACGCAGGUGGCAAUCGAUGAUCAUGACCGGCAGCAGCAGCUGCUGGCGGCGGCGGCAGCCCAAGCUCAGGCGCAAGCCCAACACCAGCAGGCGGUCCACCCCGGCAGUGGCGGUGUGCCACAAGGCGGGCUGCAGGAGCUGGCCAUGUCGCUGGGGGUGGGGCCGGGAGCCGCUGCGGGAGCUAGCAUCAAUGGGAGGCUCUUCAGUGAUCCAUAAAUGCCGCGACAAUUCGGAGUGUGACAGUUUUGGUGUGUAGUUCUUUGGAGGGGUGGAGUUGGCUUGGAGGCUUGUUUGGGGCUUGCUACACGCUUGGACUUCAACAGCAGUUGCGGGUUAUUUUGUUGCGGGAAACUGUUGGUUUCGCCCGAGAAAACGAAAGGCGCUUGCAUCUGGCUUGCGGGGUUGCGUUCUAGGAAGGAGGCGCAUCAUUGGUGUGGUGUGGUUGGGCCUUGGUUGGCUGUGGUUUGUUAAGGACGAACUCUCGCAUAAGAAUCUAGUUACGUAACCAGUGGGAAUGGGCUGGUCUGGACUGGACCGCGUCGACUCUGGAGUAGAUGUAUAUGCACACUCUUGGACACCGGCGGUGCUUGGUUGCGUGCGCAGAGCGUGACUUGCCGCCGAGUCGGAAAUUAGGGGGAGGGAUGUUUGUGCUGCACAUCUGUUGGACCCUUUGCGUGCGACUGGUGUGCAGAAGUGCAUGAGAGACAACACCUUUGUAGCGGUGGUUGUCGUGUGGUGGUCACGUG
Astrephomene gubernaculifera is the source of this 4234-nucleotide messenger RNA. NCBI's taxonomy places the organism in Eukaryota, Viridiplantae, Chlorophyta, Chlorophyceae, Chlamydomonadales, Astrephomenaceae. The record is from the annotation of a GenBank genome assembly.